AUGUCUACUUACCAAAACUUUUCAUUAACAGAUCUUAUACCUUUUAUUUCUCAACUCAAAGAGAUAUUUUUUAAUUGGUUGGUUUUGGAUGAUAUUGAUCGUUGCCAUCUUGAGUACAUAGUUGAAAACAAUGAAAAUAAAGGAAUUAAACCGUUGAUAUUGGCCCUAGAACAAUGGGAUCAUUUUCAAAACUAUGGUGCUCCCGGUGUGGAAAUGGAGUUUGUAAGCUGUGAUAAUGAUACCUUACGUAAAAUUGUAGAAUCCAGUAUUAUAUUAAAUGAUAUUAUACUCAACAUGAAGAGUCAAAAAUACUGAUUCUACAAAGUAC
Molecule: messenger RNA, 328 nt
Organism: Diuraphis noxia (Russian wheat aphid)
Lineage: Eukaryota; Metazoa; Arthropoda; Insecta; Hemiptera; Aphididae
Source: RefSeq, a predicted model, not a curated record